AUGAGGAGCAGCAUUGCUGUCGUGGCGGCGGCGUUCCUGGCCAUUGCGGCGGUGUCGCACGCGCAGGCGCCGGCGCCGGCGGUGACCCCGAGCGGGCCGCAGAACGUGACGGCGAUCCUGGAGAAGGGCGGGCAGUACACGACCUUCAUCCGCCUCCUCAAGACGACGCAGCAGGACACGCAGCUCAACAGCCAGCUCAACAACUCCUUCAACGGCAACGGCUACACCAUGUUCGCCCCCACCGACAACGCCUUCAACAACCUCAAGUCCGGCACCCUCAACAGCCUCACCCAGCAGCAGCAGGUGGCGCUGGUCCAGGGCCACAUCCUGCCCCAGUUCUACACCAUGGAGUCCUUCCAGACCGCCAGCAACCCCAUCCGCACCCAGGCCUCCGGCGCCGACGGCCCCUUCACGCUCAACAUCACCACCACCGCCAGCAACAGCCAGAUGAACGUCUCCACCGGCGUCGUCGUCGUCUCCGUCAACAACGCGCUCAGCGUCGUCAAGCCGCUCGCCGUCUACACCGUCGACAAGGUGCUCCUGCCCCAGGAGCUCUUCGGUGCCAAGGCGCCCGCGGCCGCGCCCACCGCCGCCAAGGGUGAUAAGGCAAAGAAGGGUGACGCCGCCGCCGGGCCUGUCGGGUCGGAUGACGACGUCACGCCCGCGGGGAACGCCGCCGGCGCAACGACCGUCGGGUGGGGCGUGGCUGCCAUCUCCGCCCUUGUUGCCUACCUCUUGUGAGAGUGAGAUCCCCCGGUGCUAGUACCCACGGAUGCGACCACGAGGCCAUCAUGGCCAUCAAUGUGCAUAUAGAGUUUCUCUAUCGUCGGUUGCCGCCGCCAGCCUGCCGGCGGUGGUGUUUCUUUCCCUCUCUGUUCGAAGUCCUUCCCUUCCAUUCCUGUUCUUGCCUCCUUGCAUGGUGGUUUUGUAAGAUUUGGGUUAUCUUAUUGAAUUUAUUAUGUGUUUGAGGUCA
Messenger RNA from Lolium rigidum, 973 nucleotides. Its product is annotated as fasciclin-like arabinogalactan protein 11. NCBI's taxonomy places the organism in Eukaryota, Viridiplantae, Streptophyta, Magnoliopsida, Poales, Poaceae. Bases 1 to 741 code for a protein of 246 amino acids. The transcript has a single exon. The record is from RefSeq and is a predicted model, not a curated record.